AUGGGAGGUAAAUGUCCGCACAGGAACGUGAAGAAGAGAAGAUAUUCUCACAAGACAGCGCGUCGAACCAAAUUUGAGUUGAAAGGGGACGAUAUGGUUUACGCGCAGCUAAACAAACCCGAUGAAGAGAAAACCCCUUUACCCGUAGACGAAGAUUUGCCUGGGAUGGGGCAGUACUAUUGUCUUCACUGCGAUCGAUACUUUUCCAAUGUAACUGUGAGGGAUGAGCACUUUAAGACCAAACGACACAAGAAGCGUGUAAAACAAAUGAUGGGUCCUGCACCACAUACUCAACUUGAUGCCGACUUAGCUGCAGGGAUGGGUAUGCCAGACAAUGGACCAAAGCUUAUGUCUAUGUAA
Messenger RNA from Sphenostylis stenocarpa, 360 nucleotides. The record is from the annotation of a GenBank genome assembly. NCBI's taxonomy places the organism in Eukaryota, Viridiplantae, Streptophyta, Magnoliopsida, Fabales, Fabaceae.